Messenger RNA from Salarias fasciatus (jewelled blenny), 1990 nucleotides. Its product is annotated as PI-PLC X domain-containing protein 1-like. Gene Ontology annotation, molecular function: phosphoric diester hydrolase activity. The transcript is spliced from 7 exons. The record is from RefSeq and is a predicted model, not a curated record. Gene Ontology annotation, biological process: lipid metabolic process. The coding region runs from base 131 to 1084 and encodes 317 amino acids. NCBI's taxonomy places the organism in Eukaryota, Metazoa, Chordata, Actinopteri, Blenniiformes, Blenniidae.
GUUCAGCCAACCCUAUUUGUAGAGUUCCUCCUUCAGUGGUAACCCUGAUUAGUAGAACCUGUCAAACAACAGCAGGUACACGCUCUCUCUUCCUGCCUUGAUAAAAACUCUGGGAUUACACUGUGCAGAAAUGUGUCUGACAAAAGAGGAAGAAGCAUCAAUACAGAACAGUGACUGGAUGUCUCGGCUUCCACCUGAACUUCACACCGUUCCUCUGUAUAAUCUGGCCAUACCAGGAAGCCACGACUCCAUGAGUUACGACUUGGACGUUAACUCUUCUAUAAUAGAGCCUGAUAGACUGAAAAGAUUCAGCGGAAUUUACUGCCUGCGUAAAAUAGUGCGCAGAUGGGCAGCCACACAGGACGCGGCCAUCGCAGCGCAGCUCGAUGCAGGCGUCCGCUACUUCGACCUGAGGAUCGCUCGAAAGCCAAACGACCCCAAUCCCACGCGGCUGUACUUUUACCACGGCCUGUACACUCGCACCGACGUGGAGACUGGUCUCAAGGAGAUACAUGACUGGGCAAAGGAACACCCCAAAGAGAUCCUCAUCCUGUCUUUAUCCCACUUUGAGGGCUUCGACCCGGAGAUCAGAGCGCAACUCCACACACACCUCAUCAACUUCAUCAAGACCUUGUUUCGGAACAUCAUCGUCAACAGAUCGGGUGCUCCGACCCUGAAGAGCUGCUGGGACCAAGGCAGAAACGUCAUAGUUUCAUAUGACUAUCCAGCAAACCAGCAUCCAGAGAUAUGGGGGAAGAUCAUAUACUUCUAUGGCAACACUAUGCACCCCGCGAAGGUUGAAUCAAAACUGUGUCAUGUUUUGGAGAAGGAAAGACCUUCAAAACGUUUUUUCGUUUGCGGCCUGAACCUGACGUUGCCGAGUGACGCCAAGGUGCUGGUGUACAUCCUCCGCCUUUUCGACAGCCUCGGCGGAGUGGUACUGAGGAGCCUGCCAAAGCUGCUGGCGUGGCUGAAAAAGCAAUCAGAGAAGACAGCUGUGAACAUCGUGGCCUCGGACAUGGUGACGCACCAGGACUUUGUCUCAACAGUUAUUGAUAUCAACUUAAAACAUGUGACAGGGUGAAGAAAACAGCUGAGAAUUUUGAUUGUCUUUAUGUGUUUGGUCAUGUAUUUCAGUUUGAAAAGGACAAAAAGAAGGGACUCUUUUUCAUUUGCUUCUAUCAUUCUAAAACUGAUUUUUUUCCCCUCCACAUUAUGGGAAAUUGACUUUAAGGGCUGUUGGGAUCCAUCAGUUCAUCUUCUAGGCAGCUGUAUCCAAUUCAAGUGCUCUGGAAAUAUCCCAGAAGGCUUGGAAUCACUGUGGACCGAUCACAGGAAGCAGACAUUAUCAGACACAGAGAGAACAUGCCAAUUCUGUUGUGUCAAAUAAUUUUGUGACCUCCAAAGAAUGUGACAAGAUGAGCUGAUAUUUCACCCAAAUCUUUAAACCAAGUCAUGUAUACUUAAAUCAAAUGAAAUACAAGUUAGUUUUCCAUUUCUGUAUCGAUGUAUGCUCAUAUAUUCUGUCAUAUGCCACGACUGAGGGUGAAUUCACGAUGGGUGGGAAAUACAGUAAUACCUGAUUUACCCACCACACCAAAGUGACAUUGUCUGUCCGUAUUAUUACACAUUAUAUGCAUUUUUAUUUAGACUGCAUUUAAUGUUUAUGAAGUGUUUAAGUAUUUCUAGUCCAUUGUAUUCUAUUCUGUUCUGUUCAGUUGGUUUGAUUAAAUGAUUCAGCAUUUUAAUAACCAGGGUGCUAACUUCAGUAAUGUGGUAAAACAAAGUACCAUAUUUUCCAAAUGAAGAGUCCCAAUUGAGUUUAAAUCUGCCAAAAAAAUAUGUCAUGAAGAAUUAAAAAUGCAUAUUACAAAAUAGAUUGGUGUAUAAGAUGCAUUUGCUUUUCGGAUGAUGUGCAUCUAUAAGUUUUCUCCCAGAGCUGGCUGUUGUGUCUUCAACCCACCAUAAACUUUCUUUAUAUUUACUGUCA